Myripristis murdjan (pinecone soldierfish) is the source of this 3343-nucleotide messenger RNA. Its product is annotated as protein jagged-1b. Gene Ontology annotation, biological process: multicellular organism development; Notch signaling pathway; cell communication. The transcript is spliced from 14 exons. Gene Ontology annotation, cellular component: membrane. NCBI's taxonomy places the organism in Eukaryota, Metazoa, Chordata, Actinopteri, Holocentriformes, Holocentridae. The record is from RefSeq and is a predicted model, not a curated record. The coding region runs from base 34 to 2322 and encodes 762 amino acids. Gene Ontology annotation, molecular function: calcium ion binding.
GGGGACGCUGUCGAAGCGCACAACACAGUCCCCAUGCAGUCCCCUGACGCAGGGAUGGAGAGGGGAAGAGCGCACAGGACACUUCGGGUCGAUCCCACAAACGGAAGCGUAAAGAUCACCGGGAGGCCAGACAUGAGGACUGACCGACAGCGGGGACACGGACACCUCCAGUGGACUGUGAUUUUUCUCGUCGCGCUCACAACACAGCCGCAGGCCGUGUGCGCAGUGGGGAUGUUCGAGCUGCAGAUCCGUCACUACCAGAACCUGCAUGGACUGCUGCAGACCGGGGAGUGCUGUGACCUCCAGGUCAGCGAGGGCCAGCGCUGCUCGCUCAGGGACCAGUGUGACACUUUCUUCCAAGCCUGCCUCAAGGAAUACCAGGCCCGGGUCGUCGCAACCGGAGCCUGCACGUUCGGCUCGGGCAGCACGGGGGUCCUGGGCGGGAACUCGCAGUCGCUCCGCCAUCGAGGGCAUGAUGGAGGAGGAGGAGGAGGAGGAGGGGAAGGAAGUAAUGGACACAUUGUCAUUCCCUUCAAAUACGCUUGGCCAAAGUCCUUCUCUCUGGUGCUGGAGGCUCUGGACUUUGACAACGAGACGUCGGAAUCAGGCCAGCUGAUUGAGCGUGUCCUCCUCUCCUCCAUGCUGAACCCGGGCGAACAGUGGCAGACGUACCGUCACCACGGACGGACUCUGAGCCUCGAGUACCGGCUGCGUUUCCGCUGUGACUCCAACUACUACGGGCCCUUCUGCAACAAGUUCUGCCGGGCCCGGGACGACUUCUUCGGUCACUUUGGCUGCGACCCCAGCGGCUCUAAGGUCUGCAAGGAGGGCUGGACGGGACCGGAGUGCAGAGAAGCGGUGUGCAGACAGGGGUGUCACCAGGCCCACGGCUCCUGUACUGUACCUGGAGAAUGCAAGUGUCACUACGGCUGGCAGGGUCCUCUGUGUGACCAGUGUGUGACGUUCCCCGGCUGCGUCUACGGGAGCUGCACUGAGCCCUGGCAGUGUGUGUGUGACGUCAACUGGGGAGGCCUGCUGUGUGACAAAGAUUUGAACUACUGUGGCACCCACCAGCCCUGCAAGAACGGUGGGACCUGUGCCAACACAGAGCCAAACGAGUACCAGUGCGAGUGCCAAGAAGGUUUCCGAGGGCGCAACUGUGACAUUGUGGAGCACGCCUGCUUGUUGUCCCCCUGUAUGAACGGGGCCACCUGUGUGGAGGACCCAACCGGCUUCAGCUGUUUGUGUCCCGACGGCUGGACCGGACACACCUGCGCAGAUGCGGUGAAGCAGUGUGAUCUGAGCCCCUGUGGCCGCGGGGCGACAUGCCAGGAGUCUCCUGGGGGCUACCGGUGCCUCUGCCCCCCUGGGUGGACUGGCAGGACGUGCCAACUGGAUACCAAUGAGUGUGAGAUGAGUGUAUGUGUCCAUGCCCGCUUUUGCCGCAAUCUGAUUGGUGGAUAUCUGUGCGACUGCCUUCCUGGCUGGGCGGGGCCGAACUGUGACAUCAGGAACAGCAGCUGCCAGGGUUUGUGUCUGAACGGAGGACGCUGUGAGGACCUGGUGUCAGGGUCGAGAUGCUUGUGCCUGCCUGGUUUUUCUGGGAAAUACUGCCAGAUCGGCCCUGGUCCUUGUGACAGCGCCCCCUGUCUGAAUGGAGGACAGUGUGUGGAGAAGGAGGGAAGAGCUGCCACCUGCAACUGUCCCAUGGGAUAUUCAGGAUUGUUCUGUGAGGUAGUGUUGGAUCUGUGUAAUCCCAACCCAUGCCAGCAGGGGGUGCCCUGCCACAGCACAGAGGGCAGGUACAUGUGUGCCUGUCCUGAAGGUUAUUAUGGUAAUGAGUGCAUGAGCCUCAAAGACCCCUGCAUCGGUCCACACUGUCCAGGUGCCAUGUCCGACACGAUGCACGGGGGUGUCAGCUUCUACAUGGUGCUGGUGGGCGUUUUGGCUUUAGUGACCGUCUGUGGCUGCGCCGCCUGCGCCUUCAUCCUCUCCCACCUGCACCGGAAGCGGAAAAAGCAGCAAGGCGGCCCGCAGGAAGAGGGCAUCAACAACCAGAGGGAGUUUGUCAACCUGAUCAGGAACGUGGACCGUCCUGUGCCCCUCCUUCCCCCUGCCGCCCCGCUCUCUCACACCCCUGCUCCUGCCCCCGUCACACGGUGCUACGAGGAGAUCGAACUCACCUUGCCUCCCUCCCCAGCCCCUUCGCACCCCUCCCCAGCACUGAAGCCAGCCCACGCCCCCAAAUUGGACAUCUCAAACCGCGAGAGAGAGAAGCUGAACCGCUUCCACUACACAGACAACCAGGAACUGGAGGUCUGACCUUUGAACUUUGAAUUUUCUGGCUUCUGGAGAGGUUUUUUUUAUUAUUAUUAUUAUUAUUUUUGUGUGUCUGAUUCGCAGGGCUUUGACUCCUGCGCCCGGCACUGGUUUUGUGUCAUUGUUGCAGAAAUGGUGACGGUGACCCUGCUGUGACUUCUGCAGGCAGUGACCCUGUGAUCUUUAUGAGCAAAGGCUGCUAAGUGGCAGGGUCAAACAUCUCACUGUGUUGUUGUCUUUGAGCCUAUUUUGAGGAGUGAAGUCAGCGACUGUGAGAAGCACCAGGCACUUCAUCCUUGACUGUGAGGCUCAUCCUGACCUCACGAUUGAUCUGGUGACUCAGAAACUUGCCUUGCCGUCUACAGCUGUGUGUUUCAGAUGCUCUGAGGGGAAUAUAUUGUGUUCGUAAGAGGAUUAUUGAAUCCCAGAGGAUCGUCUUUAAUAGGAGCCUCCAAACCUGUUCCCAGGAGUCCACGACGCCCUGUGACGGCUGUUUAGACAUUUCAGCUGCACGCUGGGCUCCUACAGACAGAGAAAUCAAUGGAUGGAUGUUUAUUUAACACUUGUCUCUUCCUUUGUGUCUGUGUGUGUGUGUGUGUGUGGGAGAGAGAGGGAGAGAGAAAGAGAAAGAGUGAAGGGGCAUAAAUGCAGUUUUUAAUGAAUCACUGAAUUCAAUUAAAAAUGUCCUGUGAAAAAAAAGAACAAUGAGACUGAGUUGCUAUAUUUGUCAAAAGAGAGAGCAUACUUGUGAUCAAACGACAUUUAAACUUUGUGAAAACUGAUUUUAAAACCAUACACUGUUGCCUGUACCGUCUCUGUAAUACUACAGUUGUCAAAGAUGUAUGAUUUUUUUCAUACUGGUGUGUAAAAUAGUGUUUUCUUUCUUUUUUUUGUAUAUAAAUAUAUUGUACAUAUUGAUGCCCUUUUUGUACUGUGGUUUGGUCUGAGAAUGUCACUGUUUUACUUCGCUCUGUUUGUCCCAUCUCGCUCUCCGUUGGGAACAGCCAGCACAUGUGGAUUGUAA